CCAUGCAGAGACCCAGCGGCCAGGGGACCGCCUUUUCCAUCGACUCGCUCAUCGGGACGCCGCCGCCGCGCUCAGGGCACCUGCUGUACACCGGGUACCCCAUGUUCAUGCCGUACCGGCCGCUGGUGCUGCCGCAGGCGCUGUCCCACGCGCCGCUGCAGUCGGGGCUGCCGCCGCUCGCACCGCUGGCCUCUUUCGCCGGCCGCCUCACCAACACGUUCUGCGCCAGCCUGGGCCAGGCCGUGCCCUCCAUGGUGGCCCUCACCACGGCGCUGCCCAGCUUCUCCGAGCCCCCCGACGGCUUCUACCCGCCGCAGGAGCUGCCCCCGCCGCGUGCCACCCCCGACGCCGGCUGCCGGCGGGGCGCCGAGGGCCUGGAGCCGGAGGAACUGCCCCCGGGGCGCGACAAAGGGCCGCCCGAGCCGCCGCUGCACUUCCCGGACCCCUUCCCAGGCCUGGCAGCGGGCGCUGACGCUGUGUGCCCCGCAGACGCCAAGGCGUACAGCUCGGACGAGGAGAAGCUGGAGGUGAAAUCGGCAGCGACGCCGUGCAGCGAACGGGAGGAGGAGAGCUCGGCGGGCGACAGCGAGGAGGAGCCCUUCCUGGACGGGGCGGCCGCGGCCUCUCUGGGCCCCAAGGGGAAGGGGAAGGGCGGCCCCGCGGCCGAGCAGCCCCCGCCGGGCUCCGGGGCCGGGAAGAGCCGCCGGCGGCGCACGGCCUUUACGAGCGAGCAGCUGCUGGAGCUGGAAAAGGAGUUCCACUGCAAGAAGUACCUCUCGCUGACGGAGCGCUCGCAGAUCGCGCACGCCCUGAAGCUGAGCGAGGUGCAGGUGAAGAUCUGGUUCCAGAACCGCCGCGCCAAGUGGAAACGCAUCAAGGCGGGCAACGUCAGCAACCGCUCGGGAGAGCCCGUCCGCAACCCCAAGAUCGUGGUGCCCAUCCCGGUGCACGUCAAUCGCUUCGCCGUGCGCAGCCAGCACCAGCAGAUCGAGCAGGGGGCCCGACCCUGAGCCGCGGCGGCUCUCGGACCCUGGGGCGGGCGGAGCGCCGGCAGCGGGAGGGGCCCGGGGCCGCUCGCACUCCUCUGUACAUGUCCCUUAUUUAUUCCGUGUAAACUCUGUACAUACGGCGGCGCGUCCGUCCGUCCGAGCCGCGGGGAGCGAGGGCCGCCUGCCCGCCCACCGCCCCCCGUUCACGCCUGCUCCUGCCCCGCCGGGCCGGGGCCGCGCUGUUCGCCAGCGCCCGCUCGUGUAUAGCUGUGAUUUCA
This is a messenger RNA of Phasianus colchicus (ring-necked pheasant), 1267 nucleotides long. RefSeq names its product gastrulation brain homeobox 1 (gene GBX1). Lineage: Eukaryota; Metazoa; Chordata; Aves; Galliformes; Phasianidae. The record is from RefSeq and is a predicted model, not a curated record. Gene Ontology annotation, cellular component: nucleus. Gene Ontology annotation, molecular function: RNA polymerase II transcription regulatory region sequence-specific DNA binding; DNA-binding transcription factor activity, RNA polymerase II-specific. Gene Ontology annotation, biological process: regulation of nervous system development; regulation of transcription by RNA polymerase II.